Messenger RNA from Chinchilla lanigera (long-tailed chinchilla), 3504 nucleotides. RefSeq names its product SLU7 homolog, splicing factor (gene Slu7). Lineage: Eukaryota; Metazoa; Chordata; Mammalia; Rodentia; Chinchillidae. Gene Ontology annotation, biological process: mRNA splicing, via spliceosome. Gene Ontology annotation, cellular component: spliceosomal complex. The coding region runs from base 126 to 1886 and encodes 586 amino acids. The record is from RefSeq and is a predicted model, not a curated record. The transcript is spliced from 16 exons. Gene Ontology annotation, molecular function: pre-mRNA 3'-splice site binding.
GGAAGCUGCCGCAGUGACUGCCGGGAGAAGGCAGAAAACCCGGAAGUAAACAUUCGCGGCUUGACUCCGUUGAAGUCGGAUGGUUUUGGAGUGCGGUCAGCUGAACUGGAAAAAGCCCCGCCAUCAUGUCGGCAGCAGCAGUGGAUACAGCGAAUGCUGCACCCCUGUCGGGGUCCAAAGAAAUGAAUUUGGAGGAACCAAAGAAGAUGACUAGAGAGGACUGGAGGAAGAAGAAGGAGUUAGAAGAACAACGAAAAUUGGGCAAUGCCCCUGCAGAAGUUGAUGAGGAAGGAAAAGACAUCAAUCCUCAUAUUCCUCAGUAUAUUUCUUCAGUGCCAUGGUACAUUGAUCCAUCAAAAAGACCCACCUUAAAGCAUCAGAGACCACAACCAGAAAAACAAAAGCAAUUCAGCUCAUCUGGAGAGUGGUACAAGAGAGGUGUAAAAGAGAAUUCCGUCACUACUAAGUACCGCAAAGGAGCAUGUGAAAAUUGUGGGGCCCUGACACACAAGAAGAAAGACUGCUUUGAGAGACCUAGGCGAGUUGGAGCCAAAUUUACAGGUACUAAUAUAGCUCCGGAUGAACAUGUCCAGCCUCAGUUGAUGUUUGACUACGAUGGGAAGAGAGAUCGGUGGAAUGGCUAUAAUCCAGAGGAACACAUGAAAAUUGUGGAAGAGUACGCCAAAGUUGAUCUGGCAAAACGAACAUUGAAAGCCCAGAAACUCCAAGAAGAAUUAGCUUCAGGAAAAUUAGUAGAACAAGCUAAUUCUCCAAAACACCAGUGGGGAGAAGAGGAACCAAACUCUCAGAUGGAAAAAGAUCAUAAUAGCGAAGAUGAGGAUGAAGAUAAGUAUGCAGAUGACAUUGACAUGCCUGGGCAGAAUUUUGACUCCAAGCGACGAAUCACUGUCCGGAAUCUCAGGAUUCGAGAAGAUAUUGCAAAAUAUUUGAGAAAUCUGGAUCCAAAUUCUGCCUAUUAUGAUCCAAAAACUAGAGCAAUGAGAGAGAACCCAUAUGCCAAUGCAGGGAAGAAUCCAGAUGAAGUGAGUUACGCUGGAGAUAACUUCGUUAGAUACACAGGAGAUACUAUUUCAAUGGCUCAGACACAGUUGUUUGCUUGGGAAGCCUAUGACAGAGGAUCUGAGGUGCAUCUGCAGGCAGAUCCUACAAAACUGGAGCUGCUGUAUAAGUCCUUCAAAGUCAAAAAAGAAGAUUUCAAGGAACAGCAGAAAGAGAGCAUCCUGGAAAAGUAUGGUGGCCAAGAACACUUGGAUGCGCCUCCAGUUGAAUUGCUGUUAGCCCAGACUGAAGACUAUGUGGAGUACUCAAGACAUGGCACAGUCAUUAAAGGACAGGAGCGGGCCAUAGCCUGCUCCAAGUAUGAGGAAGACGUGAAGAUCAACAAUCACACGCAUAUCUGGGGAUCCUACUGGAAAGAAGGCAGAUGGGGAUACAGGUGCUGCCACUCGUUUUUCAAGUACUCCUAUUGCACAGGGGAAGCCGGGAAGGAGACUGUUAAUUCAGAAGACUGUAAUACAGAUGAUGUAACUGGAGAAGAAUCUGUGAAAAAACCUCAAACCCUCAUGGAGAUGCACCAAGAAAAACUAAAAGAAGAGAAAAAGAAGAAGAAAAAGAAAAAGAAGAAGCACCGAAAGAGCAGCUCAGAGAGUGAUGAUGAAGAAAAGAAGCAUGAAAAGUUGAAGAAGGCACUGAAUGCCGAAGAAGCUCGUCUUCUUCAAGUCAAGGAGAUCAUGCAGAUUGAUGAGAGGAAGCGGCCUUAUAAUAGCGUGUAUGAAGCUCGGGAGCCCACUGAGGAGGAAAUGGAGGCCUACAGAAUGAAACGUCAGAGGCCAGAUGACCCCAUGGCCUCUUUCCUUGGACAGUAGUCAUCCAGGACAGAUGUACUCUUUCACCUUCUGGAUAAGUGUAGGUAGAAGAAUCUGCCUACUGUCCCUGCUGCCUAACUUUAAUAAAGCUUUAGAAGUCUCAAAGUAAAUUUAUUUUCCACACUGAAGAAACAAAACAGAAGAAAACCAAAGAGGAAGUACAUUAAAUAUGGACUAAGAUUGGAAGUAAUCUAAUUUUACAUUAGUGAUGGAGAAAGGUCUUGGCUGUCUACCUAUCAAAAUGUCUUCUACUCACCAGUAAAGUCUCUAUUUCCUCAGUUUUUCUAGCCCUUUAUCUAAUAGUGUUACACACUUUGAAAGUAGGUUCGUUACUUUCUCAAAACUAGAACUUCUUUUUUAAACUGCUAGAAAUUGCAGUAAUAAUUUAACUUUAAUUGUAGUUGCUUUGUAGUCAUUUGUUUUAAAUGACCUGAAACAAAAAAUAAAUUUAUUCUAACUUGGACUUUGGGUAACUGAAAGAAUAUUUGUAGAAAAUGUAAAUAACUUUACUCUCCUGUGUAAAUCUGUGAAGUAACAAAUAUGUUUUUAUUUGAUGACCAAAAUUUUUAAUACAUUUCCUUGAACCUUAUGUACAGAACCAAAUUUGUUAGUCUUUCAAUGGAAGAAAACUUUAUUUUCUCAUCCUUGGGUCAGUAUUGUCUAAUCAGUACUUUUACCGUGCUAAACAUGAUUUACCCCUAGAAAUCUAUUCCUCUGCUUGUGAUACUGCUACUUUUGUGAUUACCUUUAUGUAACAAUUAUGACAUUAAAUUUUAAAAGGUAUCUAAUCUUCAUUGGCAGCAAGUCUCACUUUAAAACUUGGAAAGAGUAAAACCUGAAGUUGAAGGUUUCUUCAGAAUUGUAAGGAUGGUUUGUGGGAUCUUAGUAAUUGAGUCUGCUGUGAUCCUCAGGCCUCUUCGAUGAACAUCGUGAAGAUAAUGCUGGCAGAAUGAGACAGCCUGUGAAAAGCCCCUGACAUGACUGCCUUCACUGAACAGUUUCCUGGUCUGUCAAAAAGCACUUGUAGAAUAUGGUGUUCACUCAGCAUCUCAGACACUGUAGUGGUAGAGGCACAGCUGUCUGUCAAAUACUGCACUAUGAAUAUAUAUGGCCUCCAGAUUCAGACUAUUAUGAAAUUAAUACAGUAAUGCCAAUACAUAGAUCUAAUUCUUUUCUUUAAAAGGUCAAAUUUGUCUUCAGAUUCUUUAACAUAGGAUGGCUCAACAUAAAGUCUCACACUGGUGUGGGGAACCACUCAGACUGCUCCAAAGCUCAGGGGCAUCUAAGGACGUGACCGCUUGUCUAAUGGAAGCACACAGUGGGACGCAGUUUUAUAACCAUGACUUGGCACGGGUAAACAUGCAUGCGCUAGGUACAGCACUAUGUAAGAAUGUGAAUAUGAGAUAACAACCUGUGUAAGAGUCACACAAUAAAGACGCAGGCGGCUCGGCUCUGCUCCGUGCUGCCUGCUGUUGUGGCUGUCUUGCACACCUACCUUCUUCAAGUUUGGGACCUCACCCACGAAAAUCUCCCUUGGGCCCCCCAAGCAGGCUGACAGUUGGUGUCCAUUUCGUAUUUCAUCUUCUAUUAAUAAAGGUAUGUAAUUGAGAAUACUUAA